Brienomyrus brachyistius is the source of this 728-nucleotide messenger RNA. It is a transcript of the gene snrpe, whose product is annotated as small nuclear ribonucleoprotein polypeptide E. Gene Ontology annotation, molecular function: RNA binding. The coding region runs from base 329 to 607 and encodes 92 amino acids. The transcript has 6 exons. The record is from RefSeq and is a predicted model, not a curated record. Lineage: Eukaryota; Metazoa; Chordata; Actinopteri; Osteoglossiformes; Mormyridae. Gene Ontology annotation, cellular component: U4/U6 x U5 tri-snRNP complex; U4 snRNP; U5 snRNP. Gene Ontology annotation, biological process: spliceosomal snRNP assembly; mRNA splicing, via spliceosome.
CCCCCCGCGACCCAGUUGGAUAAGCGGUUUGGAAAAUGGAUGGAUGGAUGGAUUUAUCUCGAAUUGAAAAUCUCACUCCAGCCAGCUGACCAAAGUUGGCAACCCUGGGAAACGAGAGUGCGUUUGUCUCCGUGACGUCAUUGUUUUUAACGGGUUUUAAAAUGUUGAAUAUUUGAAUGUGAUCAGCACGCAAAAUACUAGUUUAUUUCUUUGAGAUACAGCAUACUGGGAUUUUUAUUUGGUGAGUUUCAGCUUCCGUUGGGUGGAUUUUAAGCAGACCUUGGACUGGAGAUUUUUGCUGGACCUGACAACACUGCUCACAGUACGGAUGGCGUACAGAGGACAAGGACAAAAGGUUCAGAAGGUUAUGGUUCAGCCAAUCAAUCUCAUUUUCAGGUACCUCCAGAACCGUUCUAGAAUCCAAGUAUGGCUUUAUGAGCAAGUCAACAUGCGGAUAGAGGGAUGCAUAAUAGGAUUUGAUGAAUAUAUGAACCUGGUGCUGGAUGAUGCAGAAGAGGUCCACAUGAAAACCAAGAACCGUAAACCUCUUGGGCGGAUCAUGUUAAAGGGAGACAAUAUCACCUUGCUACAAAGUGUAGCUAAUUAAUAGACAAGAUUCUGAAGUGUUCACUGAAAUCAGUUGAUGUGAUUUCAGAAUACAAAUCCACUUGCAUCGUGGAAUAAUGUAACCUUUUCUUUUAACUUUAAAAUAAAAUGUUUUGACUGCA